Fukomys damarensis (Damara mole-rat) is the source of this 1025-nucleotide messenger RNA. RefSeq lists its product as uncharacterized. The record is from RefSeq and is a predicted model, not a curated record. The coding region runs from base 218 to 877 and encodes 219 amino acids. NCBI's taxonomy places the organism in Eukaryota, Metazoa, Chordata, Mammalia, Rodentia, Bathyergidae. The transcript has 4 exons.
AUUGUUACUGAGGAGCACACCCAUUUGUUCCACUGUGAAAAGGAAGGGGCCACAGGGUCUUCCUAUCAGAGGGGGAGCCUCAGCUUAUGGGCCCCAGCAGAUGACCUCACUUCCUUGGUGACAGGUCCAAACAGAACUCGGAACCCUAGAGUCAACAGGCACCACAGUCAUGACUGCUGUCUAAGAGUCACUUGGCUGGAGACACUCAGCAGCGAAGAUGCUGUGUUGCUUUCCCAGACCUCGAGGCCGCAGCCUCAGGACCCCGCGCAGGGGAAGCACUCGGGAAAGAGUGAGAGGAUGGAUAUCUAAGUCCAGGCGCAAAAGAACACUGGCCAGGAACCGCUCAGUGCAUCAUGUGGGCAACACAGGCCAGGUCUCUCCAGAAUCAGACACCUCGGGCCCUGAGAUGAGGGGGAGCCCUGGGCAGGUCUCACUGGGCCCGGAAGCCAGACACUUUGAGAAAUUGAGUCCAGGACAAGAACAUUUAGGCCUGGACACCACUAUUGGAAAUCAGGAGGCCGAGAGCCUGGCAGAGGUCUGCACAGUGACGGCUCAGGCGGGCAGGCCACACACCCCGUCCAAGCUGCUGGAGCAGGCCUUCCCGGACAGCUGCCCCAUCAACCGACCCUCCUUCCAGGAACCCACAAGGGCCUGCAUUUCCUCCCCACAGGAGGGGAGGCUGAAAAGCUCCAUGUCCUCUGUCAUCGAGUCCUUCCUACAGCUGCAGUCCCAGGUCCAUCACACUGGCACACUUCUGCUGGCUCAGCUGGAGCGCUACGAGCCCACUGAGACAGAGCCCAAGCAUGAGGAACAAGCGGAACUGCCCCUUCAAAGACAUUGCUACAAGAAUGAAAGCACAAGGCGCAGAUUAGGAUGAAAUAUUUGCAAAUCAUACAUCUGAGAAAAACUUUCUAUACCAUAAAAGAAAUAUGAAGCACAACAAUGAGAAAAUGUUUACAAACUGAAAGCACAAGCAACGGGACUUGAAAUGAUAUUUCAUCAUGGAACACAUCAAGACUUCAAAU